GCGAUCACUCAGUGUAGGUCGACGAGUAGGCGAACGUAUACGCGAUGUUCCCCCGAUUUUAAAUAGCUAUUAUAUUUUAUAUACUUUAUAAAUUCGUGUGCAGUAAAACAGAGGGACCCAAAGCUUAAUCGCAUCAAUCAACCGUAUUGACUUGACCGAAACAGUCGUAUCCUUAACGUUUUAUCAUGGGUAGAUUUUGGUGUACUACUUAUAGGGCAGAAUGGAAUAAUACAGAACCAAAACCAUGGCUGGUCUACGACCCAUGCGAUAUGGAGCUUUUCAACGUGAUCACCUUUGGAUUCGCACUUUAUGCAAAUAUGUUAAUAUUUAUAUACAUAAAAUGCAUUUCGACGAGUAAUCCGUCACCGAGACGACUGCUGUUCAGGGGCCACUCCGCCCGGUGCACCGUCAACACGAUCGCGUGUCUGGUCGAGUUCGCGCUGACCGUCGACUACGCGCUGAGCACGUGUGGUUCGCUGGUGCUGGCCACCGUCGGCCUGCUGGCCCAACUCAGCUCCGGGCUGGUGUGCUACAUGCUCGAGGUGGCAGGCCAGCCCGGCCCCAUGGGGUGCGGCGUGCUGGCGUGGCUGGUGUGUGGCCUGAGCCGGGCCCUGUUGUUCGUGUCGCUCGCCGACGCCGGUUUCGCGCUGGACACGCACGUCCGACCACCGGCGCUGGCCCUGUCGGCGGCCUGCUGUUACGCCACCGCAGCACUCCACCUGUAUGCCAUGAUUGGACGGUCGAGGAUAAACAAAACAGAUUUAGAUCUACAGUUUUUUACAUACAAACAUGAUUUAUGCAGCUGGUACUCUAGAAUAACGUUUUAUUGGUUGACCGGAUUUCUACGAAACUGUUACAAACAUUUAAUUCAAUUGGAAGACUUAGGACAAUUGCCAAAUCGUGAAAAAUCUACAACACAAUAUGGGAGACUUUACGAUAUUUAUCUUCAACAAAAGGAAAAAUAUGGCACGUCUACAAAAGUGUCCAUGUGGAAAUGUUAUUGUAAAGCGUACUGGAAAGAGUUUCUAGUGGGCGGAAUUCUAAAAAUGAUGGGUGACUUUGUAGGUUAUAUUGGUCCAUUAGGAGUAUCGGUAAUAGUUAAUUUUGUUGCAAAAGAACAAAAUGUUACUAAUUUGACAAAUGACGAAGCGGACAUUUCAUGUUGUGUUACAUUUUGGGAAUUUUUGAACAAUGGUUACGUAAUGGCUUUUAUAAUGUUAAUAAGUUGUAUUGCCCAGGGAAGUUUUUCACAAGCUAGUACUCAUAUUUUAAACGUUGAAGGCAUACGUCUUAAAUCUGGACUUCAAGCUAUGCUUUAUUGUAAAAUGUUAAAAUUACAACAAACUCAAGUAGAUUCAACCUCAGAAAAUGGACACAUCAUAAAUUUAUUGUCCGAAGAUACGACGAAUAUUAUGUCAAGCUUUUGGAUUGGACACUAUAUAUGGGCAAUUCCUUUAAAGAUAACCAUUUUGAUAUAUCUAUUGUAUCUGAAACUCGGAUGGAGUGCAAUUAUUGGAUCUGCUUGUUGUAUACUAAUUAUGAUACCUUUACAAUUUUUCAUCGGUAAAAAGAUGUCUAGUAACUCAAAAGAAAUAUCAAACUUAUCAGAUAAACGUCUGCAAUUAACAAAUGAGGUAUUACAAGGUAUUCGACUUGUAAAAUUGUGUGGAUGGGAGAAUGAGUUUAUUGAUCGCAUUACGGACGCUCGUAAUAAUGAGUUGGAUCUUUUAGAUAAAGACUCAAUUUAUUGGGGUUCAAUGACUUUUUUAACGCACGCAUCAUCGGUUUUAGUAUCGUUGUUUUGUUUAGGUCUAUAUUGCUUACAAAACGGAACGCAAUUAGACUCUGGUGCGAUAUUUUCAAGUCUUGCGUUGUCGAAUCAGUUGACAGUUCCUUUAUUUAUUUUCCCUAUAACAGUACCAAUUAUUAUUGCAGCCAUUGUGAGCACAAAAAGAAUCGAAGAAUUUAUGUCACUUCCAGAAAUUACACCCGAUAUAAAGCAUUUAAAAAAUCGCUUAAAUAAAAACAAUAAACACAAACAAACGACGAAUGUGUCGUGGACUAAAUCUGAUAUGAAUAUUUCAAAUAAUUUAAAAGAAAAUAAUAUUUCCGAAGAAAACGACAAUACUAAACAAGAUAUGGAAACAGAAAUUUGUGUUUCUAUAAAAGAUGCAACAUUUGCUUGGCCCAAUUCAAAAAUUCCGGUGCUGGCAGUUGACAAUUUAAAAAUUGAAGAAGGUAAACUAACAAUAAUCACUGGAAAAGUUGGAAGCGGAAAGACAUCGAUGUUACUUGCUUUACUCGGAGAAAUGAAUUGUUUAUUUGGAGAAAUAGAUUUCAAACGAGGAACAACAGUAGCAUACGUAUCACAACGGACGUGGUUGUUAAAUGCAUCGGUUUUAGAAAAUAUUGUCUUUGGAGACAAAUAUAAUAAGUCGAGAUUCAAAAGAGUAAUAGAUGCUUGUGCUUUGGGUCCAGAUAUUGAUAUAUUGCCGGAUAAAGAGAGGACAAUAAUUGGUGAUCGAGGAAUAGCGUUGAGUGGUGGUCAACAACAGCGAGUUGCGAUUGCUAGGGCUUUAUACUCAAAGGCCAAUAUUAUUUUGAUGGAUAAUCCUUUAUCUGCAUUAGAUAGCGAUGUUAGCCAGCAUGUGCUCUUCAACGGAAUAAAAAAAUCAACUUUAAAUCAAAUUAAAACAGUAAUCAUGACUACGAGCUUCGCUAGUGAUCUUUCAUUCGCUGAUACGAUAGUACUUGUGGAAGCUGGUAAAAUCGAAUUUUUUGGUAGUUUAGCUGAUCUUGAAACAAGAGGUGUUCAAAAUAUGAUGGUUAAAAUGGAGAACCAAGAUCAUGGUCGACGAACAGCAUCUGAACGCUGGAAGUUAUUCAAAUUAGUCAGUAGAAUAGGUCAUCAACUUUACCGAAAUUGGCCAACAAUUGAAUGCCAAAAAAAGUUAAAAAAGAAUUUUGGAGCUUUAUAUGGCUCUAGAUACCUUACCCAUGAUCUUUUACUUCCAACUGAUGAAUGCGGGGAUGGAGAUUCUAUAAUUGAAAGAAAUCAUUGGCAAACUUCAAAUAAAAAAAGAGAAAGAUCAGCUACCAUUGCAGAUAUACAAUUGCCAAGACGUAAACCAUUUGUUGACGAAGUAUUAGAGAAUCAACCAGCCACAAGUUUUCAUUCCAGUAUUAAAUAUCGAAACUAUCCACAAGAAAAACAAAUACAAAAAAGUUUAAGACGUCAUGUCUUGUCAUCAAUAAGGGUACCUUAUUCUUCCAAUCGAUUAAACAAAAUUACACAGCAUAGCAUCAAACGAAAAUUGAGACAAGAUGAUGAUUUAACUGAGGAAGCAAUUAUGCUGGAAAAAAAUCCUUCAAAUUUAUCUGAUAUAAGUGACAAUCAUACAUCAGACUUAAAAAGUGAACGAAGUCGAUUUGAAGAUGAAUUUGUCUAUAAAUCAGUUUCAUUGAGAACGUAUUUCAAGUAUAUAUCAUGGAGCGGAUGGACUACUUAUAUUUGUUAUAUAAUACUCACAAUUUCUUGGCAAACAUCAAGAGUUAUCAUUGAUUUUUGGCUAAGUUAUUGGUCAAACAUAGAUUUUCGUUCAGAAGCACGUCAAGCAUAUUGGGAUUUAGUUGUCUACAGUCUUUUAUGUAUGAUAUCUAUAGUUUUAUCAGCUUUAUCAAAUACAUUAGGCCAGUAUGGAGCAUUAAAAGCCAGGAAACUAGUUCAUCAUCGCAUGCUCAAUAAUAUAAUUCUAUGUCCACUGUCGUUUUUUGAUUCGACGCCGAUUGGUAGGAUAGAUAACUGUUUUUCCAAUGACUUGGUUAUUAUUGACAAGAAAAUUGGUACAUCUAUGCAACGCUUGGUACAUUUUGUUUUCUUGUGUUUGUGUGGAAUCAUCGUGAAUGCUAUCAUAACACCUUGGUUUUUAAUAAUCGUUGUACCCAUAUGUCUUGUUUAUUAUACAGUUCAAAAAUUUUACCGAUGUUCCUCCAGAGAUUUACAAAAAUUGGAAGGUAACUUAAGGUCACCCAUGAUAACUCACUGUAACGAAACAAUAUCUGGACUAGAUACAAUAAGAGCUUUUGGAAAACAAACUUGGUUUAUGUCCGAGAUGAUAAAUAGAAUUGAUAAUCACACGAAAGUAUUUUUGAUAAUUAGCUCAUCAAAUCGUUGGUUGGGUAUAGCAUUGGAUUACUUAGGUGGAGCUAUAGUCUUUGUAGCAACUAUGGUGGCUUUAAUAACAACUACGUUUUUUUCUUCCUCUAUUUCAUCAGCAAUGGUUGGACUAGCUAUUAAUUAUACUUUGCUGGUUCCUGUGUACUUAAAUUGGGUAGUCAAGUUUUUUGCGGACCUAGAAACGUACAUGAGCGCUGUAGAAAGAACCGAGGAAUUCGCAACUAUCCCAAUCGAAAAUUACAGAAACGAAAAUAUAAUUACAAGAGCUUGGCCAACUAAAGGGUGCAUAGUCUUAGAUAAGGUAUCAGUAAAGUAUAAUGAAAGUCAAGAACCAGUUAUUAGUAACGUGAGCUUAAAUAUUCCACCUGGACAAAAAGUUGGAAUUUGCGGUCGAACCGGCAGUGGUAAAUCAUCUUUAGUGAUGAGCAUUUUGAAUAUGGUUCCAAUUAGAGAUGGAUCAAUAAUGAUUGAUGGAGUUGAUAUCAAUAAUGUUCCUUUGCAAAGCUUGAGAUCCCGGAUUUCUGUAAUACCUCAGGAUGUCAAAAUGUUUGGUGGUACAAUAAGGCAAAAUUUAGAUUUAAAAAACGAAUACUCAGAUAACGAGAUUUGGAGUAGUUUAAGAAUGGCUCAAAUGGAAGAUACAAUCAAAUUACAAUUAGGAGGACUUGAAGGAAUAGUAAAUAAUUCUGGUGACAAUUUGAGCAGUGGACAAAAACAGUUAUUAUGUCUGGCAAGAGCUAUUUUGCAAGAUAAUGUUUGUCUUAUUAUGGACGAACCAACCAGUUCCGUAGACGAUGUAACAGAAAACAAAUUAUUAGAAGCAAUAAAAAAAUCAUUCAAUGGCCGAACAGUCAUUACAAUUGCUCAUAGAUUAUCGACAAUAGUAGACUAUGAUCGAGUACUUAUUCUGGAGGGAGGCAAGAUUGUCGAAGACACCACACCAUCAUGUAUCAAAUCUUUUCCGGAAUGUCUUUGAAUUAAUUAAUAUUAUUAAUAUUAUUUUGUAAAGAUGUACACUUGAUAACAAUGAUCAUUGUUAAUGUUGCAAAGGUCCACUUGUAACCUUACCAGGUAAUACAAAAUCAAACAUUCAAAAAAGUAUUUCUAGAUGUUAGCCGUUUGAUAUUAUAGAUGCAUAAUAUACGUAUUAUAAAAUAUGUAACAUAAUCGAAAAAACAAGUAUUUUAUAUAUUACACUUUUAUGUAUACAUAUAGUAUACUA
This is a messenger RNA of Acyrthosiphon pisum (pea aphid), 5399 nucleotides long. It is a transcript of the gene Sur, whose product is annotated as Sulfonylurea receptor. The record is from RefSeq and is a predicted model, not a curated record. Gene Ontology annotation, biological process: transmembrane transport. NCBI's taxonomy places the organism in Eukaryota, Metazoa, Arthropoda, Insecta, Hemiptera, Aphididae. The transcript has 26 exons. Gene Ontology annotation, molecular function: ABC-type transporter activity; ATP hydrolysis activity; ATP binding. Gene Ontology annotation, cellular component: membrane. The coding region runs from base 186 to 5153 and encodes 1655 amino acids.